Molecule: messenger RNA, 1148 nt
Organism: Anopheles funestus (African malaria mosquito)
Lineage: Eukaryota; Metazoa; Arthropoda; Insecta; Diptera; Culicidae
Exons: 3
Coding region: 236-850 (204 amino acids)
Cellular component (GO): extracellular region
Molecular function (GO): hormone activity
Source: RefSeq, a predicted model, not a curated record
UCAAUUUCACAUUUAUUUAGUAUACUUUGUAAGCUAUUUUUUUUUGUUUGUAUUAUAUUGCACUGGUUGUUAAAAUAAUUUUUAGACAAAUGUAAGAUGAAUGCAUCUACAUUUGUGUCCUGAAGUGUAGAUUGGAAUCUUGGUCGUUUUCCUGGAUGUCUACCGAGCUUGCAAAAUAUUGUUGUUGCCAUGGUUUAAAAAUAAAAUCAUCCCACCAAAGUGCACUAUAUAAGCGAUGCCAUUAAUGCAGGUACUUCAUUCAGUUCGUCAACCUGCAAGUGCUCCACUGUACAGAGGAUCAAUCGAUACAGCAGAUUUUCUAAAUUUUCAAGCGGUCUACCCGCUUGCAGUACACGGCCAGAAGAUGAAAUAUCCACGGUACACGUGCGUCAGCGUCGCAUUUUUCUGCGUACUGAUUGCUGCUGGAACUUUACAGUCUGUUGCCGCGAAGCGUUACUGCGGUGAUCAGCUACCGAAGGCAUUGGCCAUGUUGUGCGUGGAAUAUUUCACUUUGGAAGAUCUCAGGAAAAAUACAGUUGGAUUUUAUCCGCAAGUGUCCCCUGACCAAUUCACGGCCCAACUCCACUGGUCCGGAGAGAACUUCAAUGAGAAUGAAUUUAAACGGAACUUUAAUGUGGCCCCACCUGUUGGCCAGUUUGAAGCGAUGGAUGACGUCGACGAUUGGACAUCACGAUCGUUUAGACAGAAACCUUUCCAUCGGUUCUUGGUGCCACACAUAAAGGCACGCCUGCGACGGAAUGUGGCGAACGAAUGUUGCCGUGAGGAUUGCAAUAUGGAUCAGCUGCUGUCGUACUGUAAGGUGGUAGCACCGGGAGUGCUGAAUGAUUAGUAUACCUCGAUCUCACGUGUAAAGUCGUGUAAAGUGCUUUUGCUUUUGAGCGAAAACGAAUUAGAUUUAUGAGGGGGAAUGCGCUUGUAGCUAGUGGGACUUGUGAGCAAAGGGUCGUAUUAGACUAAACUAUUUUUUAGUGGCUUUAGUGAACUAUAACAGUAUGAAAGGGAGGCUCGUGUGAUGUGUCUGAUAGUUGUAUAGUAGAAAGAGUGGUCUGGCUGGAAAGCAUGGUAACAUAAGCGACCCUAAAAAGCUACAAAUAAAUUCGUUUUAAUGCAAAUGAAACAAAACAUAA